GUCUCACACUAUACUCUUUAUUCAUCAAAUCAUCAUAUAUACUUUCACAUAAAAAAAAAAAAAAACAAACAAAUAUGACACUUUUUCGUUCUUCUUCUUCUUCUUCUUUAUUCCUUGUCUUUGUUCUUGUUCUUCUUGCUGGAACCUCUUCUUCAGCCCAUCUACUUUCAGAGAAUUUCUAUUGUAGAAAAUGUCCACAAGUUUUCAAUGCUGUGAAAUCUGUUGUUGAAGAUGCUGUGGCCAAAGAACAACGCCUUGGUGCUUCUAUUCUUCGCCUCUUCUUCCAUGAUUGCUUUAUUGAUGGUUGUGAUGGAUCAUUGUUAUUGGAUGAUACAUCAACAUUCAAAGGAGAGAAGACAGCAGCAGCAAACAAAAACUCAGUGAGAGGGUUUGAAGUAAUUGAUGCAAUCAAGUCAAAGGUUGAAGCUUUGUGCCCCGGUGUUGUUUCAUGUGCUGAUAUCUUGGCCAUUGCUUCUCGUGACGCUGUUGUUAUUCUUGGAGGGCCUUUUUGGGAUGUGAAACUUGGAAGAAGGGAUUCAAGAACAGCAAAUUUCACAGCUGCCAACACUGGUGUAAUUCCACCUCCCACUUCUAACCUUAGUACCCUAAUUUCCAAUUUUAAGUCACAUGGCCUUGAUGUCAAGGACUUAGUUGCCUUAUCUGGGUCUCACACAAUUGGGCAAGCAAGGUGUACAAGUUUCAGAGGUCACAUAUACAAUGACACCGACAUUGACCCUUCAUUUGCCAAGUUAAGGCAGAAAAAUUGUCCAAGGCAAAAUGGCACAGGAGACAACAAUUUAGCACCCUUAGACCUACAAACACCCACACAUUUUGAGAACAACUACUACAAGAACCUCAUCAACAAAAAGGGUCUCCUUCAUUCUGAUCAAGAACUCUUCAAUGGUGGAUCCACUGAUUCACUUGUUAAGGCCUAUAGUCAGAAUAAUAAGGCCUUUGCUUCUGACUUUGUUACUGGAAUGAUUAAGAUGGGGAACAUCCUGCCCUUAACUGGGUCAAAAGGUGAGAUAAGGAAGAAUUGCAGAAGAGUGAAUUAGUUCAUGAAUUAAAUUUAUGAAUAAAGACACAUAAAUUCAUUACUUGAUGUGAACUUUAUGCCUCUGGAAAUUGAGAAGCAGUAGUUUAGUGAGUUUAAGCUGUUUAACAGUCUAAUUAAGUGAACACUAGUGAUUUGGAAAAGUGUGAAUUAUAUAAUGGAUCUUUUCAUGUGUUUCUCUUUGUUUAUGGUAAAGAGAAACACAAGAAUUUCCAUUCUAGUGGGUUCUUGUGUAGUUCAAUAUAUAAAAUGUUAUCGCCUAUCAUUAUAGAAUAAAAUAUUUAGUACAUUGAUCACUA
This is a messenger RNA of Arachis ipaensis, 1353 nucleotides long. Its product is annotated as peroxidase 4. The record is from RefSeq and is a predicted model, not a curated record. NCBI's taxonomy places the organism in Eukaryota, Viridiplantae, Streptophyta, Magnoliopsida, Fabales, Fabaceae. Gene Ontology annotation, biological process: response to oxidative stress; hydrogen peroxide catabolic process. Gene Ontology annotation, molecular function: peroxidase activity; heme binding.